UCCAUCAGUCAGACAGCUGCCUCAAAGAAGCUUGAGUCCAGGUGGGGGUACUGCACCAAGCAGGACUACUCAGUUACACAGGUAACUACAUGUAAAAACUUCUCUGAACAUUUGUUAAUAAAUAAAAUACAAAGUUUUCAAUUCAGUCGCUUGCACUGGUGAAAACUAUGUUCUUGACAUGUGUCCGGUUGAAUGAGUGAAUGUCCAAAACAAUGAAGUCUUUUUGGGUGAUGUUCCCAUUUCUUUGCAGAAUGACAAUAAAAACAGAAGUAGAUGACCUUGAUGACUUGAUGCAAACAUGAAACAUGAAGUGAUCCAGAUUAAUUCUGCAUUUUAUACUUUACACAAGUUCCCACACAUAAGCUCAAAAUGACUUCAACUUCCGCUGUGACCGCAAAACACCUGAUUCAAAUCAUCUGUGACUUAUGUUACCUCCUAGACUAUACACACAUGCCAUCUAGUGGUCAAAAGUGUUAUAGUCUAUACAUGCAAUUCAUACACAACUAGAAAAGCAAUUAGAGAAUGCAGACCUCCGCCAAGUAAGUGAUAUUCCCUCCCCCUCUGCAUCAGAUUUUGCAGCCUGCAUCACAAUUAGGUUAUUUGCAUCACUAUCAUUAUUAGGUUAUAUAUGCCUUCACCAUGGAGACACUGUGGUGUAUUUUUUUUUCGUUUUUAUUUUGUACCAACAUAGAAUAUAAUGUGUUUUUUGUAUUUUUCACUUUCUUUUUUUCCAACACAGAACAUUAAUUUCAACUUUAGAAUUACAAUAUUUAGCAAGUAGAACAAGACGUGCUUUCCGGCCAUCAGAUGGCGCUAUUUUCACCGUCUUAAGGCUGUCAGACCAUAGACUUUAUUUAUUAUUUUAUCCACUUUGCUUCAACCGAUCACCUCCAAAAUUGUAUCAUCUGUUCCUUGUCCCAUUAUCAACCUUUCCUGGAAAUUUCAUCAAAAUCCGUUCAUAACUUUUUGAGUUAUUUUGCAGACAAACAAACAAACAAACAAACAGACAAAUAAACCACCAACGCCGGCGAAAACAUAACGGAGGUAACUAUGCAUUAGAAUAUAAAUACACAUGCUAAAUGGUUCCUUGAACCAACACUGACUAAAGAGGUCAAAGUUGGUACAACCCCUGAACACUGACGUAUAACUCCGUGCCAUACAGUACCCACUAACGCCUCCUCACAGCCCUGAUUAUGACUGAGUCCUAACUUCACUUCCCAUGGAGCCCUCUCAGUGCGCAUCCACGGCACUGGAGCGCUUAUCUUUCAAUAACACUGCGUUGAAAAAGCUGCCGGUGGAUGACUCGGAUGAGCCCGGGUCCCGAACGGUCCAAGCGGCAUGUUUCUCCAGAAUCCGGGCUCUGCAGCCCCUGGUGCGCCCGACCUUCGUGGCCCAGUCCCAGUCUGCCCUGGCUCUGCUCGGCCUGACUGUGCAGGAAGUGGUGGGUAAUCCUGUGGGGCCGGAGUAUCUGAGCGGCUCCAGGCUGCUGCCGGGCUCCCAGCCGGCUGCGCACUGUUACAGCGGACACCAGUUCGGACUGUUUGCGGGACAGCUGGGGGAUGGAGCGGUGAUGUACCUGGGGGAGGUGGAGUCCGGCACCCAUGGGCGAUGGGAGAUUCAGGUGAAAGGCGCAGGAGUGACACCUUACUCCAGAGAUGGCGAUGGCAGGAAAGUGCUUCGCUCCAGCAUCAGGGAGUUCCUAUGCAGCGAGGCCAUGGCUGCCCUGGGGAUACCCAGCACCCGUGCAGCCUCCCUUGUGACCUCUGACCUUUACGUCAGCAGAGAUCCACUCAACAGUGGCAGGCGCAUUUCUGAGCGCUGCUCAGUCGUCCUGCGUGUCGCCCCUUCCUUCAUCAGAUUUGGUUCUUUUGAGAUCUUUCUAGGCCGUGAUGAUUUCUCAGGUCUGCAGGGUCCCAGUGCAGGGCGGCAUGACAUUCGUGCUCAGCUGCUGGAUUACGUCAUUGAGACUUUUUAUCCUUGCAUCCAUCAGGCUCAUAGUGACCGGAAAGACAGGAAUAUGGCUUUCUUUAGAGAGGUGAUGAUGCGAACUGCUAAACUAGUGGCCCAGUGGCAGUGUGUUGGUUUUUGCCAUGGUGUCCUUAACACAGACAACAUGAGCAUCUUGGGUCUCACUCUGGAUUAUGGGCCCUUUGGUUUCAUGGACAGAUUUGAUCCAGAUUUCGUUUGCAACUCCUCUGACAAGAGAGGGCGCUACUCCUAUCAAGCCCAACCAUCUGUGUGUCGCUGGAACCUGGCUCGUCUGGCAGAGGCAUUGGGCUCUGAGCUGGAUGCAGCUGAGGCAGGGGCUGUCCUGGAUGAAUUCAUGCCAGCAUAUGAAGCCUUCUACUUGUGUAUCAUGAGAAAAAAACUGGGCCUUGUGAGAAAAGAAGAGGCAGAGGACAGCGAGCUCAUAUCAGACCUGCUGCGCCUCAUGCACAACACUGGUGCAGAUUUCACCAACACCUUCCGCCUGCUGAGCCAUGUCCCCUGGCCUGAGGAGGGCGAGAAUGAGAGGGCCACAGUGGGGCCAUUAGUGGACCUCAUCCUAGAGCAGUGUGCCUCUAUUGAGGAGCUUAAGGUGGCUAAUAAGCCAACUAUGGAGGACCGUGAGCUGGCGAUGAUUCUGUCCAUGGCACAAACCAACCCAGUGAUGUUUGGGAUGGUGGCAGACAGUCCAGCUGUGUCUCAGCAACUGGAACGGAUGGGACGGCUAAAGGAGCUGCUCGAGACAGAUCAGGAUGAGCUUAAGAAAAAGCAGCGCGAUGACUGGAUUUGCUGGGUUAGCCGAUACAGGAGGCGUUUAGCCAGGGAGUGUGAUGGCACACGUGACUUGUCUCUCAUCAAAAAGGAGAGGCUCAGUGUGAUGAACAACACCAACCCCCAAGUUGUCCUACGCAACUACAUCGCCCAGAAUGCAAUUCAGGUUGCAGAAAAGGGAGAUUUCUCGGAGGUCAACAGGGUCCUCAAAGCUCUGGAGACACCAUAUUCUGAUGCAGUUGGGCCGGAGCCUUUGGAUGGACUUAAUGCGUGUGGUGAAAAGGAGCAGAACAUGAGAGAGCCUGCCUACAACAGGAAACCUCCUGCCUGGGCACAAAGGAUUUGUAUCACCUGAUCAUCUUAGAGCCUCCCAGACAAGUUAAGGAGAGAGGUCUGUUUCCACUGGUGGACCAUUUCAGAGCAAACAAGAUGUGGCUGACUGCUACUACUGUUGCUGCUCUCCACUCCCACCUCAGACUUUCUUUCCUGCUCCCUGAAAGGAGGAUGUUAUAUAACCAAGUGUGUUCCAGGGUUUAUCAGCCUGUUCAUAGAUCUGUUUGUGUGAUCAUAAUGAUUUUAUUUCAGUGUUUAAAGCUGUUGAAGAGUAAUACAUAGACUGUGUUCCUUACGUUCAAUUUGACUAAAUUUGACAGAAUCCUUACAAGUAGUCAAUGAAUUUGCUGAUGAAGUAUGAUGGCUCAGAUGACCAGUCACACGAUGACCUGUCUGGGCCUGAAACACCAGGAACACACUGACAUCAAUUAAUUACAGAAAGUGGACUCAUAAAGUCAAUGUGUCAAGUCAUAGAUAUGCGAACACUGAUUACCAUUAUUUUUUUGAAGCUACUGUAACUAGGAAAUGUAAAAUGAUUGUUGGGAUUUUACGUCUAACAUUCUCAUGAAGUUUGAAAUAAAAGAUCACAUGC
This is a messenger RNA of Epinephelus fuscoguttatus (brown-marbled grouper), 3682 nucleotides long. It is a transcript of the gene selenoo2, whose product is annotated as selenoprotein O2. The record is from RefSeq and is a predicted model, not a curated record. The transcript is spliced from 9 exons. Lineage: Eukaryota; Metazoa; Chordata; Actinopteri; Perciformes; Serranidae.